GGAAAACAAAAAAACGAUCAGAUUCUGCCAGUUUUGGGCGCUGGCUGGGCUGCCUGAGCGCAGAUAGAUUGAAAGAUCACAGAAUUGAAUGAUUGGGCAGCCUCGACGGGCAGCACAUCGAUGGCCGACUUUUACAACUUCCCCCGGGGCCCUGGUACCCAGAGGCCCGUCCUCGCGCGCGGCAUGCUAAUUAGGCUGCGGAGAGAAAAUAACCACUUGAAUGGCUGCCACUGUUGCGUGCUUGGAGACCCGCGGACCACUGACAGGGGCGAAGGCUUCGUGCCUGUGGCCGUCGCGCCCACGCAACCGACCGUGCCUUUGAUGCAGUUUUACGUCGGGCCCGGGGAUUACACCAUGUGCGAUGGACCGCCGGAGGCGCUGGCUAGUCUCUGGAUGAAUCUCGCGCUCGUCUACAAAUCAUCCACGAUCAAGAACCGUUAUGCCGAGGCGGCGGGCGCGUACGAGGAAGCACUCAAGUUUGUGCCUGGCAUGCCGGCCGUACUGGACAACUAUAUCAAGCUAUGCAUGGUAUGGGCAGCCGAGGGAGGCGACGGUCAGAAGCUGAUGGAUAUCGCGAGGGCUUUGAUGCAAGAUCUUUUCCAGCCGAUUUCGUCGCGGCCCGAGUUUCGCGGCCUCGACGCCUCGGCGGGCUACGACGUCGUACCCGGGUAUGACCAGCGGAUGGUGCACUUCGGCGUUGUGGCGUCCGUCGACGGCGCGCCGGCGCGCACGAGGUUCUCGCGCCUGUGGGUCUUCGACCCGGACCGCGACGACCUGGUCGAGAUCGACGCCGCGGCUAUGGGCGCCGAAGCUCAGGAGGCGGUCCGACGAGGACCGGGCACGCUAGUCGCGACGGACUCCGCAGGGGCGCGCGUGAACUUGCCAGCCCAGACCUGACGAGGAGGCGCCCAGUGACCGGGCGCCGCGGUCGCGGCCGUCGCGGAUCGUGCGCCGCGCAGUAAUGUGAACUACGAAC
This is a messenger RNA of Pelagomonas calceolata, 976 nucleotides long. NCBI's taxonomy places the organism in Eukaryota, Pelagophyceae, Pelagomonadales, Pelagomonadaceae. The record is from the annotation of a GenBank genome assembly.